Purpureocillium lilacinum is the source of this 1515-nucleotide messenger RNA. RefSeq lists its product as uncharacterized. The record is from RefSeq and is a predicted model, not a curated record. Lineage: Eukaryota; Fungi; Ascomycota; Sordariomycetes; Hypocreales; Ophiocordycipitaceae.
AUGGAGUUCUUUCGGUCGCCAGAGUUCUCGGCGCGGGUCGAGCAGCUCAUGAAGAAGCACCACGUCCCCGGACUGGCGGUGGCCGUCGUGGACAAGGAGACGACGGCCUCAAAUGGCUGGGGCGUUGCGCGGCUGCAUCCGCCCGAGGCGUGCACCGCCGACACGCUCUUUGACAUUGCCUCUUCGUCUAAGUCGCUCACCGCGGCGUCGGUCGGCCUGCUGGUUGCGGACGACAAUCACCCGAGCGUCAAGUACGACGCCGUCAUGUCAAAGCUGCUGCCCGGCGACUUUGUGAUGCCGGGCGAGGGGUACACCGAGACGGUCACUGUGGAAGACGUCUUGAGCCACCGGACGGGCAUGGCCGCCCACGAUUCCUCAUACAUGAACUCGGAGUCGUCGUGCCCCGACGACGCGAAAUCUGUGACGCGGAACCUGCGCAACUUGCAGGUGGGCACUCCGGUCCGCUCAGGGUACGAGUACUGCAACAUGAUGUACACGGCCGCCACGUACCUGGUCGAAAAGGAGACGGGCGUCAAGUUUGACGACUUUUUGGAGUCGCGGUUCUUCCGACCGCUCGGCAUGGGCUCGUCCAACCUCGGCGUCAGGCGGGCGCAGGCCAAGGGGCUCGGAGAUCGUCUCGCCACCGGCCACGUCUGGAGAGACGAGGCGAACAGGUACGACGAGUUUGGCUGCUGGCACUGUCCCGAGGCGCAAGGAGCGGGGUCCAUUAUGACAAGCGCCAACGAAUACAUCAAAUGGGUUAAGGCCAUGAUGAACCAGGAGGCCCCAAUCACCAAGGACAUUUACGAGGGACUCAUCAAGGCUCGGGUCAUUUCAAACCCAGAGUACGAAAACAUGCGCCCCUUGACGUCUCCGACAUUGUAUGCAACGGGCUGGGAGGUGCACACCUACCGCGGGCACAUGAUUGUGUCCCACGAUGGAUCGGUGCCAGGGUUCGGGUCGACGCACCUUUUCCUCCCCGCGUUCAAGUUUGGCGCAGUCAUAUUCGGCAACGCACGGGGAGCCGGGGCUGUCGCAUCUAUCCUGACAUACGAGCUGAUUGACGAGCUGCUCAAGGUGCCGCGCGCGGAGCGGCUCGACUGGGACGACUUCGAGACACGCCUCCAAGAAAAGGUCAACGACACCGAGGGCUUGGAAAAGGAGGUGCGCGAGGAGCUCUGUCCUAGCCUCGAGCAGCCGGAGCCGCAGACGCUGCCCCUGAGCGGGUACACUGGAGAGUACUGGAACACGGGCUACCACGGCAUGACGCUGGAGGACAAGGACGACAAGCUCUUUGUCGACGCCACGGACCGGUCGAUGGGCUUUACGCUGACGUUUGAGCACUUGGCUGGCCAGAGCAAGUACAUUGCGCACCUGAGCGACAUGUUUGAAGGAGGCGCCGACCCGCUCAAGGCGCAGUUUGAGCUGGAAAACGAUCGAGCGGUCCGGAUGGGAUUGCAUCUCGAGCCGGAAAUAGAUGAGUUCAUCUGGUUUGACCGGGUUGAGCAAAAGUGA